AUGUUUCAGAAACAACGAUCACCAGUACUAGAACAAGUACCACCAGUAGUACAACCAGCACUACUAGUACUACUACUACCACUACCACCAGUACUAAAACAAGCACCAGCACUACCUCAAGCAGUACGACCACGACCAGUAGUACUACAAGUACCAGUACCAGUACUAGUACCACUAGCAGUACUUCAAGUAGUACUACUACGACCACAAGCAGUACCUCAAGUAGCACAACCACUAGCAGUACUUCAAGUACUACUACCACUACCACGAGUAGUACUUCAAGUAGCACAACCACCAGCAGUACCUCAAGUAGUACUACUACGACCAGUAGCAGUACCACAAGUAGUACUACCACUACUACCAGUACUGACUCAAGUACUAGUACUACAAGUAGCACUACCACUACUACCAGUACUGACUCAAGUACUAGUACUACAAGCAGCACUACCACUACUACAAGUACUGACUCAAGUACUAGUAC
This is a messenger RNA of Adineta steineri, 481 nucleotides long. Lineage: Eukaryota; Metazoa; Rotifera; Eurotatoria; Adinetida; Adinetidae. The record is from the annotation of a GenBank genome assembly.